AUGCUCACAUCUGCUCGUCGGCUGGGUGUCCGCCGCGCGCAGUCGUUUGGCUAUGGCGACCCUGCUCCCCCAAACAUGCCUGGUAUCGGAGGUGAGCAUCAGCUGUACCCUCCAGAGACAAUGCAGACCACUGUGAAGUACUUCUCGGACAACAUGACCAAUGUCCCGAAGUACAAGGAAAUCAUUGAGGGAAUUGGUUACCCUGGACAGAAGCACUCGGCCGGAGGCCUAUGCACUCUCGGCCGGAUCUACUAUGGGCCUGGCCGUUGCCGUCUCGGAUUUGCUCAGAUAUGCCUUCAUGGAAGCUUUUAG
Messenger RNA from Symbiodinium sp. CCMP2592, 312 nucleotides. Lineage: Eukaryota; Dinophyceae; Suessiales; Symbiodiniaceae. The record is from the annotation of a GenBank genome assembly.